AUGGGACGACUUGGUAUGGAACGACUUGGUAUGGGAAAAAUUGGUAUGGGACGACUUGGUAUGGGACGACUUGGUAUGGGACGACUUGGUAUGAUACUUGAUAUGGGACGACUUGGUAUGGAACGACUUGGUAUGGGAAAAAUUGGUAUGGGACGACUUGGUAUUGGACUUGGUAUGAAAAGACUUGGUAUGGGACGACUUGGUGUGGUACGACUUGGUAUGGGACGACUUGAUAUGGGAAUACUUGGUAUGGGACUUGGUAUGGGACGACUUAGUAUGGGACGACUUGGUAUGAUACUUGGUAAGGGGCAUGAUAUUGGACUUGGUAUGGAACUUGGUAUGGGACCUGAUUUGGGACUUGGUAAGGGACAUUGGUUGGGAAUUGGUGUGGGGCUUGGUAAGGGGUAUGGCUUUGGACAUGGUAUUGAAAUUAGUAUGGGAUUUGGAAUGUGA
Molecule: messenger RNA, 453 nt
Organism: Pecten maximus
Lineage: Eukaryota; Metazoa; Mollusca; Bivalvia; Pectinida; Pectinidae
Product: acanthoscurrin-1-like
Exons: 1
Coding region: 1-453 (150 amino acids)
Source: RefSeq, a predicted model, not a curated record